CAACGCUUUACGAUAUUUGAAUUACACUCACUCGCAUCUUUUUUAUUACACAAAUAAAACAAAUGACCACAGCAGCACGCCCUACGUUUGACCCGGCUAAGGGAAAAGCCGAAGCUCAGUUCUCACAUUUGACCUCGGCAAAGGACCUGCCCAGCCACACACGGCUGAAGACGCGCAAACCUGGCCAGGGAUACACAGUGGAAGAGCUCAGGCAAGAGCUCAAAGAGGCCGAGCGCAAACACUACGAGGCCAAGCAGCUGACACACGACACAGCUACGACAGAAUCCUCGACAGAAGAGUCACAGUCUGCUUUGGCAGUUAACCGAGCCAAAUACAUCGAAAUGGCACAAAUGCUGGACGCAGCCUCAGACGAAGAGAGCGAAAAUGGAGAAGAGUCAGAUGGCGAGGAGAGCGUGGAGAGCGGCUCUGAAGGUAGUGAUGAGGAGAGCGACGAGGACGAGACAGCGUUGUUGAUGCGCGAGUUGGAGAAAAUAAAGAGAGAGCGCGCGGAUGAAAAGGCACGUGAGGAGAGGGAGGCAGAGGAGCGCAAGCUGAUGAAUGCCGGCUCAGUGAUGGGGGCCAACCCUUUGCUUAAAGGCGGGCAGGAGUUUUCGGUCAAGCGUCGGUGGGACGACGAUGUUGUCUUCCGCAACCAGGCCAAGGGCGACGACGGAAAGUCCCAGAAACGCUUUGUCAACGAUAUGCUGCGCUCUGACUUUCAUCGCAAGUUCAUGAGCAAAUACAUCCAGUAAAAACAUUGGCAUACGUCGAUUAAAUUAAGUAACUAGUUUUUCUCUGCGCAAUUAUUAAACUUUGGCAAGACUGCUUGCAACUUGCUGCGUCAACGCAUUCUAUUCAGCAUGGCUGUUGGAGCAGAUUUCUCUUUCUA
This is a messenger RNA of Kickxella alabastrina, 889 nucleotides long. RefSeq names its product Pre-mRNA-splicing factor Cwf15/Cwc15. The coding region runs from base 63 to 752 and encodes 229 amino acids. Gene Ontology annotation, cellular component: catalytic step 2 spliceosome. Gene Ontology annotation, biological process: mRNA cis splicing, via spliceosome. Gene Ontology annotation, molecular function: RNA binding. NCBI's taxonomy places the organism in Eukaryota, Fungi, Kickxellomycota, Kickxellomycetes, Kickxellales, Kickxellaceae. The record is from RefSeq and is a predicted model, not a curated record. The transcript is spliced from 2 exons.